Molecule: messenger RNA, 1116 nt
Organism: Leptosia nina
Lineage: Eukaryota; Metazoa; Arthropoda; Insecta; Lepidoptera; Pieridae
Source: the annotation of a GenBank genome assembly
AUGUUUGCCAAAAUGGCGUCACCACUGGACAACUUUGUCCCACACCUGCGAUUAUCAUCCCAAUCUAAGGAUCUCGACAAAUCAAAUUCAUCUUUUUUAUCCCUGGUGAGAAACAGACCAUCUGCAAGGAUGAGUGCAAGUCAAUGGGAUUGGUCGCUGGCUUCGGCCGACGGCCUGCUGACCUAUAAUGAGAAGUCGUCGCUGCUCGAAGUCGACCUCUUCGCCACUGAUGACGAUCUGCUUAAGAACUUCUCCAGCGCAGCAGCUGCAACGAAGAUCGAAUCGAACUAUCUUCCCGACGACGUGUCCAUCACGUUGUACCCACCAUCCCCGCCCGAGGCUAAGCCGAAUCGCGCUGAUCUCGCUAGCGAUCUUCUGCAGCAGCUAGACAAUCAAUGCAAACAAGAAAACAUAUUUUCCAACUGGCUGGAAGAGAAGGUGGAGCUGCCCAUUUUCGAGAACAUCUCGCAAGUUCCGGAGCUCGUUAAUGUGCCCCAACCGGUGUAUCCCCAGCAGGUCGCGCCGCAGCCCACUGAAGAUCUAUUGCGCGAAUUUGAGACGGUGUACGGCGCUGUCGAGCUCACCCACCUCACUCCGCCGCAGAGUCCACCCGGCCCGGCCACGCAGCUGCUGCUCAGCUACGCGCAACAAGCUCAGUGCUCUAUUCCACCCGUGCACGUGCCCGAACAGUGGCCGAUCCACGCCCCAGUAGUGCCCGACUACAACUCGCAAGCUCUCGAAGAGUUGGUUCGCCACCGCGCCGCGCAAUUGACCUCACCUUUACCAUCCGGCGACAGCGUAUCACCGUCGUCUUCCCCGCCGUCGUCACCGCGCUCCUGUUCCACGGACGACGAGUGGGAGAGCACCUCCCGCCCGAAACCCUACUCGCGCAACGUAGACGACCGCCGCUCCCGCAAGAAGGAGCAAAACAAGAACGCGGCGACGCGCUACCGCCAAAAGAAGAAGGCAGAGAUCGAAGUCCUCCUAAACGAGGAGCAAAAUCUACGCAAACGCCACGUAGACCUCGGCGACAAGUGUUCAGAUCUGCAGCGCGAGAUCCGAUACCUCAAGGGCCUGAUGCGCGACCUCUUUAAAGCGAAAGGACUAAUCAAAUAA